Messenger RNA from Amoebophrya sp. A120, 2924 nucleotides. Lineage: Eukaryota; Dinophyceae; Syndiniales; Amoebophryaceae. The record is from the annotation of a GenBank genome assembly.
GUUAUAACGCUGGACAGGUCGCGGUUGUAUUGCUGUUUUAAUACCCUUCUUUUUUGUACAACCAGAAACAGACCAGUACGUUGUUGAGCAGCUCCUUCAAACAAGGUAUUAAUUUCCGCUCUUCUUCAUCCACCUUUUCAUUUCGUAUUCGUCCCUGCUGAAUAAGUAAAUACGUACAUGAACAACAAGUAUUGAGAUCAAAAUGCGUGCCCGCGUGGCGAUCAAGCAGCAGCUGCGCGAGCGCAGGGCCGCGGAAGCCGCAGAACGGGAAAGGUUGGCGAAAGAUCUAGCAGCGGGAGGUGAUCCUGUUGCUGAGUUGUCCUCGUCCAGUGCCGCUGCAGGUCACCAAAUAUUAAACGCAAGCGAGGACAAGUUUGAAAGCGUGAAUGCGUAUUUCGGGGCGAAGCAGCGCAACGAGGUUGUGAGGAACCAUCCCGACGGAGAGCAGGACAAUCACCAACACCUCUCCACGCCGGGAAGGGAGCAAAUCGAGGAGCGGAAGCGCAGAGGAGCAUUGCUCGGCGCGAAGUCGACGGGCAGACGAGGGAGAGGAAACCGCGACCACUUUCUAGAGCAGCAUAAUAUCCUGCUUCGGUCCAUCCAGAAGUCGAAGAGAAAACGGUCGAAGCACUGGUCUAGUUCGCCGAAUAUUCUCGGAAAUAAUUACAAGAAUAGUGAGUACAACAAACACGGGAAUAAGCUACUCGCGCGGGACGAAACCGCAGUGUUUCAGAAACUCCAUUUCGCCGCCGAUGACUGGAGUUUCAAGUGGCUGACCGCGCCGGGUCUAGGGUCGUUUCGACCCGAAGAUUUCAACCAGGUGAGACGGUUACUGGAGCGACACCCGAUCUCGGAGCAUAUCGACGUGGAGGAAAAUUUGGAGCAAAUCGCUAUGUGCAUGGCCCACACGAACGCAGCUUUGGAAUAUUACGAAUUCAAUGCGGUCAGCGUCGCUGCAAUAGAGCAGGGUCAGGUUCUUUCUCAGAACGCCAUAGGAGGUGGAGGACAUCAACAAAACAGACUUAUCCCGCCACACCAGCACGAAGUCCAGAAGAUUGCAAAAAGCUGGUCGCACGCGUUUCUGGACCUGGUCAGACUUGCCCGCGACCACGGGGACGCAGUGCGAGAACGGGAAAGAAAGAUGGAACUGCGAAGAAAGAACAGGAUGCCGAAAAGCAGGAGAAAAGUCGCGUUUAGCGAGGACGAGGAGGAGGUGGAUGAUGAUAAUGACAAAAAGAACCUUCCCAACGGUCGUGAAAAGAACAAAAUGUCAAAGCUCCAACUCCAAACGCCUGCAAGAGGCGCGGCGAGCGGGGGCGGAAAUAAGAAAAACAUUAGGAAACCACCAUCGAACAAAAUCAUCAGCGACUCAUCUGCCUCCGACGACGAUGAUUUUGAUUCUUCGGACGAGCUUGCGUUGGACGAGAUGAACGCGAAUCACAACAGUAUGUUCGUCGCAGACCACGGGCAGUCCAUGGUGGUGAUGUUCCGGUCAGACACGGAGAUCCACGCGUCCCCGACGAAGCCAGAGUUUCGCGAUUUAUUGAAGAAGCACCAGGUGCCCUUCGACUGCCCCGCCGAGAGCUUCGAUUUGAAAAAGCAAACGGCCGCGACCGCGGCUGCGGGCGGCGAGAGAGCGGGGGUUCUUGACAGCAAUCAGUUCGAAAACAGGCAAGUGCUAGAGAAUUUCCUGAACAUAGACCGUGGGGUAAGGGCAAAUGUGGCCGUCGGGAAAAGAAAAUCCUCGGACACGUCGGUUUUUGUCAAAGGGGUUGGUGCGGUUGCGGCAUUCGCCGACGUGUACCGCAUGGAACAGGUUCGCAGCUACUUGCAACACCCGACCAAAAACCCGGUGCCGAGACUAGUGGCGCAAAGACCCUUCUUAAACGCCAGCUACAAGCGGUGUAGUGCCAAAACCAUGGUGGAAACGGUGAAGGGGGUCGCGAUGAGCAAUAGUACUGGCAGCAACAACACUGGUGCCGCGGGAGCAGGCGCUGGAACAUCUUCAAGCAAGCAGGGUAACUCGAGCAAAAAAGAUGAAAACGCGACGAGUAAGAGCACGACACGGCCGAAGUUAAACAGCGACGACAAGGUUGCGCCUAUGAAGUUGAACAUGGAUGAGGAUGACCCUAUGGAAGACAUAAUCGCGGAAGCAGACGCUAAAGAUAACCAAGAGAAGGACCAGAACAAAGAACAGCACGCGAAGCAAGCGACUGACAUUCCUCUAGAGGAAAACGAAAGCGAAGAAGCUGACAUCGAGCGGCACCAUGUGACGAUCACUGGCAUUCUCUUUCCCCACCAGGUCCAGGCUUUUCUGAUCAAAGCCACGGCAUAUCAUCUGCAAAAGUAUCGCGCUCAUACUACUUCUACUUCAACAUGCCGGUCGUGUUUUUACAAAAAGGAAUAUGAAUCAAAAUGUAUGACUUUGUAGUAAGCACGGAGUCAGUGACAGUGACUUCGUUUUUACCAUGUUUAUUGUUGUUUGCAGUUCGCACGUGAUAAAGAAAAAGAUGUUGAGAUACUCAAUUUGCAGUGCAUAUUGCAGCGCAGGAAUACAGUGCGUCGCUGGUGCCACUGUGCGUGUCUGGAGCAGAGGAGGAAAGGAAGUUUCUGAGGGAGGUUUCGUACACAUGUGAUGGGGAAAUGGAAGAAGAUGUGUUUCACAUGAAAUACGAAAAGAUUCAGGUAGAGACAACUGGGUAAAAAUGUCAUAGGUAUCACAAGCACAAAGUAUGCAGCGCGGAAAUCAGAAUCGCAUCAAGUUUUACGGCUCCAAAGCGAAAACAUAGACAAGCGAAAAGCUCGUAGAAAGCAUGUCAUUUGGAUGUGUUCGGGAAUGGCGACGUUGACGUAUGAAAGAUUCAGGCGAACAAAGUGCGGCUGCUCUGGUGUGAGACCACGACGUCGACGCGACGUGACCCGCC